This is a messenger RNA of Closterium sp. NIES-67, 2808 nucleotides long. The record is from the annotation of a GenBank genome assembly. Lineage: Eukaryota; Viridiplantae; Streptophyta; Zygnematophyceae; Desmidiales; Closteriaceae.
GCCCUAGCUCUCCCUCCCCGGCCCGUUCAUUCCUCUUCUCGUCGCUUUCUCCCUCGUCCGUCGAUCCCGUUUUCCGGACUCCCCUGCGCCUUACCAUCGAACGUGCUGGCUAGCUCAACUCUGGUUCUCGAAAACGCCGUGACUCUCGACACAGCGACCUCGCAGCUAUGAAUGACGGGGCGUCCGACGAAGAUUAGCCUGUCUCGUAGAUUUGACUCAUUCGUGUGCGCGACGACGGACGAGUGCAUCAGCGACACGCAGAUCUGCGACGGCACGCCAAACUGCAGCGACGAGUCGGACCCGCCGUCCGACGAGGACCCCGCGCUCUGCGAGACGUACGAGUGCCCCAGCGGGUGGCAGAAGUGCAACGACUUCCUGCAGUGCUACGAAGUGAGCCGCCUGUGCGACGGCACGAGUGACUGUAACGAUGGGAGCGACGAGGAGGGGUGUGACGACGCGGCAGUAGAGGAUCCACCUGUUGAAGGUACACCUGAUGCAGGGACACCUGAUGCAGGGACACCUGAUGCGGGAACACCUGAUGCAGGGACACCUGGUGCAGGGACACCUGAUGCAGGGACGCCUGAUCCUGAUGCUCCAACUGAUUUCGGAUCAACCUCACCAAGCGCAGAUGACACGACCGCUCCACCUGCAGAUGACACGACGACCCCUCCAGCAGUUGAAACGCCUCCAGCUGACGAGGGUACAGCACCGGGCGAUGAAACCGAAGAUGAAGCACCGCCGUCGGAAGAGGCACCGCCACCAGAAGAGGAAACGGCUGCACCAGUAGAAGGGACUGGGACUGAUGAUGGAACAUCUGCGGAUGAGAGUGUUCCGCCAGAUGAAACGCCUCCUGGAGAUGAAACGCCACCACCGCCACUUCCUCCUCCUGAAGAGCAGCCAACGUCACCUCCAGAAGAUGAAACUGCCCCUCCACCUGACAAUGAAACCCCAAAUACAGGAGAUGAAACCCCUUCAUCCGGAGAUGAAACUGCGCCACCUGAAGAUGAUACGACCCCGUCAGAGGAUAAUGCAGCUCCACCACCCGCAGGUGACGUGGACCAGCCAGGUGGGGAUGACACGCCUGAUGCGCCACCAGGUGAUUCGUCAGGGUCGGGCGAAGGUUCUGAGGAACCUUCAGAAGGAGCAGGGGAAGGGGGAAGUGGGGAGGAGGGAAGUGGAGAGGAGGGUGGAGAGGAGGGAAGUGGAGAGGAGGAGGGUGAGGGAGGAGGAGCUGAGGAGGGAGAGAAGGGAGGGGAAGGAGAUGCAGACGAAGGGGAGGGGGAUGAAUCGGAAGGGAAUGAGUCAGGUGAUGAUUCAGGUGAUGAUUCAGGUGAUGAUUCAGGUCGUGAUGAUGCAGGUGAUGAUUCGGCUGAUGAUUCGGGUGAUGAUUCAGGUGAUGAUUCAGGUGCUGACUCAGGUGAUGAUUCAGGCGAUUCCGAAAAGGAACCUGAGACACCACCUCCCCCACCUCCAUCUGGGCCUCCCCUUUCUCCUCUAGAGCAGAAGAAGCAGGAGUACCACAAGGCAGCUCGUGCUGCCGAGGCUGCUAAGGCCGAUGCUGAGAGGGCAGAUGGGAUGGCCACGCAGAGGGAGAAAGAAGCAGAGGCAGCAGAAGCUCGGGCAGAAAAAAAGGCAAGAGAAGCCCAAAGUGCCAAGGGCGGGGCGAGUGUGAAGAAGAAGAGGGAAGAGGCGAAGCAGGCACAGAAAGAGGCAGAGGCUGCGAGGGCGAGAGCGGAUAAAGCGAGAGAGGAGGCGGAUGGGAAGGAGGAGGCAGCAGUGGAAGCCACAGGUGUGGUGGAGGAGAAGAGGCAGGAGCUGGUGGAUGAGGCUGAGAGGAGGAAGCCGGAACUGGAGGAGAAGAAGCGGCAAGGGUCGGCCCGGCGGGACGCGGCUAGAGCCGAGAGAGACGCAGCGAAAGAGAAGAAGAAAGAGUCUAUGAAGUCGUUUAGAGAGAGGUUGAUGGCUGCUCGGAAAGCAAAAAUGGCUGAGAAGGCAAGUUCUGUUUCGGCUGUUGCGGCGGAGAGACAGGCGGAGGCGGAUAAAGCACUGGAGGCUAAGCAGCAGGCGGAUGCUGAGGUGGCCCGGCUGGUCUUAGCUAAAAGUAAGGCGGAAGGAGAGGCAAAAGAGGCUGUGGAAGCACAGGCAGCGGCAGAGGAAGCAGCAAGGGAGGCGGUGAAGGACGGUGAUAAAGCGCUGGCUUCAGCGAAGCGGGAGGAAGCCGCAGCAGCGCUGGGGCUGAAGUGGGAGAAGCAGGAGGAGAUUGCGCGGGUGAAGGAGCAGGUGGUUGCUGCCAAGGCCGCAGCCAAGCUUGCUGCCAAGGAGGCGGCUGUGCGACAGCUGGUGGCCGCCCGGGCAGCGAGCGAGGCGCAGAAAGUGGGCGGUACAGUGGGUGGAGGGAGUGAGGGCGGUGGUACUGGUGAUGGUGCAGGCGCUGGUGGUGGUGGUGAUGGUGGUGGUGCUGUUGGUGGUGAUGCUGGAAGUGGCGAUGGUGCUGCUGGUGAUGCAAAAGGGGGUGAUGAGGCUGGUAACAACGAUAGUCCUGGAACUGGGACUUGGGAAAAAGAGAGUGAUAGUAAUGUGGGUGAUGGCCAUACGGACAGUAGUCCAGGUGACACAAACGUGAGUGGUUCAAGUGAAGGAACUGAUAAAGUGGCAGUCGGGCUUUCGUUCGCUGAUGGCUUUGCUACGAGUGGCGGCGGCAAGAGAAAGGGUAGCUCACGAUCCAGGAAGGUAAAUGUCGGGGUUUGACAACGUGCUGUGUAAUGCGUGCCUGGUUUUUUCCAUUAUGUAUUUUCAUUGUGAAGUGUA